This is a messenger RNA of Tetrahymena thermophila SB210, 2157 nucleotides long. Its product is annotated as RNA-binding protein. The record is from RefSeq and is a predicted model, not a curated record. Gene Ontology annotation, molecular function: mRNA binding. The transcript has 8 exons. NCBI's taxonomy places the organism in Eukaryota, Ciliophora, Oligohymenophorea, Hymenostomatida, Tetrahymenidae. Gene Ontology annotation, cellular component: cytoplasm; ribonucleoprotein complex; nucleus.
AUGUCUAGCAGACUCAUAGUUAAAAAUAUUCCAACUAAUGUUGAUGAAAAAAAGCUGAAAGAAAUAUUUUCUAAAUUUGGAAGCGUUACUGAUGCCAAGGUUUGUUUAAAAGGACAGAAGCAUAGACGUUUUUGCUUUAUCGGAUAUAAAUCUGAAGCAGACGCUACUAAAGCAAAGGAAUAUUUCAAUAAUACCUACAUAUAAAUGAAUAAAAUAUAAGUUGAUUUUGCUAAAACAUCAGAUGACCCUAAUAUUGUAAACUAAAAAAACCUAAAGUUUAAAAAAAGAGAAGGUCAAUAACAGGAUUAAAAACUCUAAAAGAAAGUUAAGAAAAAUGAAGAAUAGCCAAGCGAAGUACCUACUAAUAGCUCAGAGCUAACAGCUGAAUAAAAGUUUGAAGAGUUUAAAAAGUUGAUGAAGGCAGGAUCUAAAGGAACAAUGAGUUGGAAUGAUGUUUUAACAACAAUUAAAUCAAAACCCACAAAGAAAGAACUUAAAAACCAAGCCAAAAAUGAUAAAAAGAAAGGUAACAAUUAAGAUGAUGAUGAAGAAGGAGAAAAUGUAAACUUUGCUCAAACAGCUUUAGAUGAUUUAGAUAAGCAAUUUGAUAAGAUUAAGAGCAAAAAAAGCAAAGGAAAUAACGAAAAUGACAAUACAAAUUAGGAUGAGUAAGAAGAAAAUUAAGAAGUAUCUUAAGAUGCCAAAUAAAAAAAUAGUAGUAGCAAUAAUGACCCUAUGAUUGAUGAUUGCAGACUUUAUGUUUUAAAUUUACCUUAUGACAUCACUGAAGAAGAAGUCAAAGAUGUCUUCCGUAAAUAUGGUAAAUUACUUGAAAUAAAAAUGCCAAAAGGAAAAGGAGGUUAGUUUAGAGGUUUUGCAUACAUCACUUACUCUAUGGCAGGUGAAGCCAUGAGAGCUUUUGCUGAGUUAGAUAAUAAGAUUUAAUUCGGUAGAAUUCUACAUAUUAGACCAGCUUUUAAAGAAAAUAAAUCAGAAGAAUAAAAGAAAAUAGAGGAAGAAAAAGCUCAGAAAGACAUUGAAUUUGAAAAAUCAUCUUUUAAAAAAUAAAAGAAGUCUGAAUUAAAGAAAUCAUUAAAUGAUGACACUAAUUGGAAUACUCUUUUCUUAAAUCCUAACACAAUCUUAGAAACAGUCGCCUCAAGAUACAACAUUAAAAAGAGUGAUAUAUUGUCACCUGAUGCUGAAAAUGCAGCUGUUAGAAUUGCUCAUGCUGAAACUUAAAUUAUAGCUGAAACUAAAGAGUGGAUGCUUAAAUAAGGUCUAAACUUAGAUUUCCUCAAUACAGACAGAAAGAACUGUGAAAGAUCAAACAAUACUAUCCUUGUUAAGAAUAUUUCUUCUAAAGUAGAACAAGAUAGUUUUAAAGAUUUGUUCAGUAGAUAUGGCUACGUUUCUAAAUUCUUGCUUGCACCUAACAAGGCUAUUGGUGUAGUUCAAUUUGAAGAUUAAAGUCAUGCUUUGAAUGCUUUUGAAAAGCUCUCCUAUUUCUCUGUUAAAAAUAAUCCUUUAUAUCUUGAAUGGGCUCCUCUUGGUAUGAUUGACGUUGAAUAGGCAGAAGAAGAAAAAGAAAAAGAAAUUGAAAUAGAAGAUGAGUUAUCUAAGAUUCUUUAUAUUAAGAACUUAAGUUUUAAUACAACUGAAUCUACACUAUAAAGCUUAUUUGAAAAAGCUAAAGUUGGCACAAUUAGAUCAGUCAAAAUAGUAAAAAAUAAAGGCUAAUCUUAAGGUUAUGGCUUUGUUGAAUUCUCUGAUCAUGAAGCUGUUAUUAAAUCUAUUAAAAAACUUUAAAAUUCUCUAUUAGAUGGUCAUUCAAUAUAAUUAAGUGUUUCCAAAAAAGAAAAGAACGAUCCCAAGAAAAAGGAGCGUAAACAAAAAUAAGUUGACAUCCCUAUUUCAACUAAAUUAGUCAUAAGAAAUCUUGCUUUUGAAUGUACUAAAAAAGAAGUAAGAGAUCUCCUUAAAGUGUAUGGAGAAGUAAAAUCUGUUCGUUUACCAAAGAAGAUGAAUGGUUAACAUAGAGGUUUUGCUUUCGCAGAAUUUUCAAGUGCAGAAGAAGCAAAGAAUGCAUUUACAGCUUUGGAAAAUACUCACUUGUAUGGUAGAAAGCUUGCCAUAGAAUGGGCCAAAACAGAAUGA